Molecule: messenger RNA, 1175 nt
Organism: Salpingoeca rosetta
Lineage: Eukaryota; Choanoflagellata; Craspedida; Salpingoecidae
Exons: 5
Coding region: 125-1057 (310 amino acids)
Source: RefSeq, a predicted model, not a curated record
ACGCAUUGCACGUGUGUUUUUGCAAAGCAGCCAGGAAGACAAGCAAGCAAGACAGGCAAGACGACAAGCAAAGCAAGACCAAGCAAGCUGUGAAGCCGAGUAGAAGCCACGAGUGAAGGCAAAGAUGGCGGGCGGGGACGCUGAGGUUGAGGAUGUGACGCUGGCUGUGGUUGAGCUGGUGGUGUUCAUGGUGCUGUUGGUGCUUGUGUUGAUGCACCUGGUGAAGCGAAGAGGAAGGCGGGCCGUCGCACCGUCAGCAAAGGCAGCAAGAGCAGCAGCAGUAGCAGGCACGGCAACAGGUGGCAGCGCAGAAGCACAGGCGCAGCUGCAAGCGGCAAUCACACGUGCCUUUGCCAACGCUGGCAAGCGGGAUGGCAAGGUUGAGCUGCGUGUGCAGGUGGCCAGGCUACCUGCUCUGGAUAAGAACUACGAGGAUGUUGUGGAACUCACGCUGCCCAUGGCCAGCUCCGACAUGGACUUGGCUCCGCUGCGGCGGCUGCCAAACUUGACAAGCUUGACCCUCACUGGCCCGCCGCUGCGCUUGGAGCACCUGCAAGUGGUGCGGUCGCUGCCAAACCUCCGCCGCCUCCACCUCGGCGGCUCCCGUGUUGUUGUUGACGCCAACAACAGCAUCACAGGCUUUUGCAAACCGAAGGAUGUGUUUGAGUUUGCACGCUCGAUGCGCGGCAGGCUUGACGUGCUCGAGCUCCCGGACAAGGCGGCAUAUGAGGUUGCGCGUGUGGUGAAGGUGUUCAAGAAGGCCAUGGUUGUCGUUGUCGCCGUGUCGCACUCGCUCGCCAUAUCGGACCGCGUCUACUUCAACCGCACCACCCAGCAGUUUGCCGCGCAUGCCACCAGCGACCACAUUUGGAACAGCAAGAAGACGUGCGUUUCGGAAAUACGAACGGACGACCACACACAGCUGCAAAUCGCAACUCACAACCCGGACAUCCCGAGCUCACACAUUGACAACCAGGUUGCGAUCAAGGUUGUUGAGGCGGGCAGGCCCGGUGAUGCAGUGAUGUGGUGCGGUGUGGGCGAAUUGGCAGACGGCUGAGACAGCGGACACCCUUGCUCUGCGUUAACAUAAUUGCACGUCGUUGUGCGGCUUGCUUGCGUGCAUGAUAAUAGUGUCGGUUGAAUAAAGAACAGUGGUGAUCACUGUUGCAUCUGCA